This is a messenger RNA of Oncorhynchus nerka (sockeye salmon), 1256 nucleotides long. RefSeq names its product zymogen granule membrane protein 16-like. The coding region runs from base 111 to 698 and encodes 195 amino acids. NCBI's taxonomy places the organism in Eukaryota, Metazoa, Chordata, Actinopteri, Salmoniformes, Salmonidae. The transcript has 5 exons. The record is from RefSeq and is a predicted model, not a curated record.
UCUUAGAGGAAGCAGUAGACUAGAAGGACCUGGCAGAGACAGAGAGACAAGAAGCUUUCACAGGUUUUCACACACAUCUCAAGAUAGCACUGAAACACUGACCUGACAGAAUGUUCUUAAUCCUGGUUGUCACAGUGUUCUUGGCUGGCUGCUUGGCUUUGCCCAUCAAAGACCCGUACUCGUAUUCCUCUGCGGUGGGUCAGGGAGGUGGCACCCCAUUUGCUUCCUACGGUGAGGGACGCAUCACGGGAGUCAGAGUGUGGGAGACCAACAACUACUACUACUACUACUACUACUACUACAACUACAACAGCAACAACUACAUCAGCGGGUUCCAGCUGAGAUACGGCAACACCUGGUCUCCUGUGUUCGGUAACGAAGGGAGUGUAAAGCAGGUGAUGGAGCUGUUUAAUGAUGAGGCCAUUGUUGAGGUGUCUGGGAAGUACAACCCAGCAGACUACAUCUGCUACCUGGUGUUAACCACCAACAUGGGGCGCACUCUGUCAGCCGGCCUGCCCAACCAAAUCUCCUUCAACUUCUACCCAACCAACAUGGGCAAUGAGCUGAGGAUCCUCAGCGGUCGCUUCAACGGUGCUGGAAUCACCUCCAUCGGAGCCCACUGGGGAUUGGUGGACAUGGAAGGGGCUGGAAACAGUACUCUGGAAACAGCACUGGAAACAGUAACUCCUAUUUAUUAGGGGGAAAAAAGUAUGUCUUGCUCUUUGGGAUGGUAUACCGGAUACAGAUUAAGCCUAAUCCUGGACUAGUUACUUUCAAUUGAGAUUCUCCAUUCGACAUGCUUUUUAGUCCAGGAGUAAACUUAAUCUGGGUCCAGGAAACUGACCCUAUAUGUUGUACGGAUGUUUGACAGACGCUGACAGAACAGUUUUUUAUUUCACUAUUAUUUCACUGAAUGAAUUUGAAUGUUUUGAGUACUUUGGAAGUACUUUUGAGGUGAUUCCUCACUUGAAGCAGUACAAAAAUAUUUCUUAACAUUCAAAUUCAUUCAGUGAAUUGGGUCACAGACCACAUGCGUUGUUUUCACAUUUUAUCACAAUAAAGGAAAGAAUCAUAUGGGAUUUAAAGGAUUAAUUAUAUCUUUGAUUAAUGGAACAAUCAAAUAUUAUGGGGAGAUAAUAGUGUUUCAGGGUGUUUCACCUUCACUAUUUUAUACACGCUGCAUUUGUUAUUUGUUGUUCCUUUUCUGCUACAUCUGCUUCUGGACAUUUGAAUAAAAAGCAUAUCUUUAAUCAUUA